Messenger RNA from Panthera uncia (snow leopard), 729 nucleotides. Its product is annotated as translation initiation factor IF-2-like. Lineage: Eukaryota; Metazoa; Chordata; Mammalia; Carnivora; Felidae. The record is from RefSeq and is a predicted model, not a curated record. Bases 1 to 714 code for a protein of 237 amino acids. The transcript has 3 exons.
AUGGGGUGGCCCACCCACGAGUCCCCAGUACUUUGGGAACCCUCCGGGUUCCCGGGGUUCCCGUCUUUCCGUCGGCACUUCCCCCGGCCGUGGGUUUGGGCUUGCCCCGCCCACGUACCGCCCGCCCUCGGGCACUGGCGGGGCCGCACGGGGGCCGGGAGGGGCGGAGGUGCCGGGCCAGCCCUGCGCCUCGCCGCUGGCGCCCGCGCCCGGGAGCACGUCCUCGGGCCCUCGGAUCCCCGCGUCCUCCGGGCGCCAGGGCCUCGGGCCGGGGGAGGGGCCUCACCGGCGGGCCCCGCGGGGCGGCGGGCGGCGCACGUGCGGACGGGCGGGGAUCCCCGGCGCCGGAGGCGGGGCACCCGGAAGCGCGCGCGGACUUGCCACACCGAGCCCGGCGGGCAGGGGGGCGGCGGGGAGGCGGGCGCACUGCCCCGGCCGCGGCCGGCUGUGCUCACAGGUGGGCGGCGGCGGCGAAGGCGCGGCGGAGCGGAGCCGGGGUCCUCGAGACUCCAGCAGUCACACCGAGAGCCCAGCGGCUCCGAGCUGGGAAGACGCGUCCGCGCCUCGGGAGGAACCGGCCGUUCUCCCCGCCACCUCGGCCUCUUUGGCUGCAGCCGCACCUCGGCCCUGGAGCGCAGGCGUUGGCGGAUAAUCAGAGAGAGGCGUGGAUGUGUUUACAAGAUGAGUUGUGUUCUUUCCACCUUUACCUUCUGAGGGCUUCUUACCACU